Gryllus bimaculatus (two-spotted cricket) is the source of this 531-nucleotide messenger RNA. Lineage: Eukaryota; Metazoa; Arthropoda; Insecta; Orthoptera; Gryllidae. The record is from the annotation of a GenBank genome assembly.
AUGUCUUUAGUAAUCCUGCCUGUGUGCAAGAACGGCCAGCAGCGCGCGUACGGCGUGGCGCGCGGCGAGCCGGCGCGGGUGCUGUGCGAGCUGGAGGCCAACCCCAUGGACAUCCACUUCACAUGGAAGUUCAACAACACCAGCGACGCCGUCGACCUGCCCGUAAGCCUCGUGGCGGCGGACCGCUCGCGCUCCAUCGCCACAUACACGCCCAUGACGGAGCUCGACUACGGCACGCUGCUGUGCUGGGGCCGCAACGAGCUCGGGGUGCAGCAUGAGCCCUGCGUCUACACCAUCUCUCCAGCCGUCCGAUCCCACUUCUUCGACGCCUCACCUCCAGUGGAGGACAGGAGGGGGUGGGGGUGGGUGGGUGACGAGCCUGCGAGGAAAGGAACCCUUACAACGAAGAAGAAGAAAAAGACCACGGAUGUUGGAAAAGGAUGGUUGAAGAAGAAGAAUGAACUGCCUGGAGCGUUUGGGAUAACACUUCACCAAAGAAGAAAAAAAACAAGAGUAGCAGAUAAGAACUGA